UCGGCUCGGCCGCGCCGCCCGCCAGCCAUGCGGGAGCGCCGGCGGGGCGGCGCCGUGGGGGCUACGGCCGACGGUAACGCCGACUGGAUGGGCUCGUUACCGCCCGCACUGCGCUCCCUGCCGCUCUCCAACCUCGCCAUCCCGGGAUCACAUGAUUCUUUCAGCUACUGGGUCGAUGAGAAAUCUCCAGUGGGACCAGACCAAGCAACAGCCAUCAAACGUUUGGCCAGAAUUUCCUUGGUUAGAAAGAUCAUGAAGAAAUGGUCAGUGACUCAAAAUUUGACUUUCAAAGAGCAGUUAGAAGGUGGGAUCCGCUACUUUGAUCUUCGUGUAUCUUCCAAACCUGGGGAAAUAGGACAAGAGAUUUACUUCAUACAUGGCUUGUUUGGCAUCAAAGUAUGGGAUGGGCUGAAGGAAAUGAAUAGUUUUCUUGAGCAGCACCCCAAGGAAGUAAUCUUCUUGGAUUUCAAUCAUUUCUAUGCCAUGGAUGACAGCCAUCACCACUUCUUGAUCAACAGGAUCCGCUCAGCAUUUGAAUCCAAACUUUGUUGUGUUGAAUGUGUAGAAUAUGUCACGUUACUGUACAUGUGGGAGAAGAAACACCAGGUUCUCAUAUUUUACCACCACCCUUUGUAUCAGGCAUAUCCCUUCCUGUGGCCAGGUAAUAAAAUGCCAGCACCAUGGGCUAAUACCACUAAUGUGCACAAACUGCUGCAGUUCCUGGAGACCACACUUGGGGAACGAAGUCGUUAUGGGACUUUCCAUGUAUCUCAAGCAAUUCUCACGCCUCGAGUGAAAACGAUUGCACGGCAUCUGAUUCGUGGUCUGAAGAACACACUUGUUCAUAGGAACCUGCCCAUGAUUUUGAAUUGGGUGAAAGCACAGAAGCCUGGUGUUAUGGGUGUUAACAUAAUUACAUCAGACUUUGUGGAGCUGGUUGAUUUUGCUGCUACAGUUAUUGCAUUGAACGACCUCCUUUUGGAAGAGGAUGAAUCUGCAACUUAAAUCCUGAUUGCUGUGUUCCACAUGUGCUCCUUAGUGGACAUCUUUGAACUAUGCUUAAUGUUUUACUUGUCAAGUGAAACCUAUUGUAAUCUCUCUCUAUGAAAAAAUGUUUCCUAGAGGAAACGUGGUUAAACAUCAUGUACAACCAGGUCCUUUCUCCUGGAGUCAUGUGGACCUGAGUUAGCCGAGUACUGUGUAUGUGUGCUGCUGUGUCUGUCUGUCUGUCUUUCUGUGUAUGUGUGCUCUGUGUGGCUGAGCUGUGCACACAUCUGCUGCUGACAGGGGCUGGCCUCUGGAGCAGAUGUACCCUAUUGUGGCACGCAUCUCUUCGGUGACCAUACUCCCAGCGCCUGCAUGUGUGCAUCCUGCCUGCUUCCCAUGGCCGGGGCUCACUCCAGGGAUCACUGCUGAUCCCCUUGGCAGCGUGACCAGGCUGACCGGGUGGAGCUGUUCUUGGGCCACCUCUAGCAUAGCUGAGUUCAGCUGGAGGGAGGCUCUACUCGUUAUGCUGUUUUAGACACUACCUCUGAAUUACUUGAAGAGACAAUACUGCUGUUGUUCAGGGCAAACCUGUUAACACUGUGUUAAAUAUCCAAACUGUCCUUUGGGCCUGAGAGGUGAAGGCUUGGCACAAUCUUUCUUCUUGACCUCUUUAUUUUACUUUAUUACUUCAAUAAAUUAGUUGCAACUGUGAUUAAGUAUAUUUCUUUUGGCAUUAAUUUAGAGAAUAUUUCAGUCUCCAGAUUUUGAGGAUUAAGACUCAAGUCUGAAUUCCUGUUCUCUGUGACAUAUAGGAAACAUUAAUUUUCCUGAAUUACUGGCACAUUUAGGAAAAUACAGCAUAACCUUUCCUUUUUACCUCUUGGUCACUUGGGGUUUUUUUAAUCCAUCAAAUUUUCUUUGGGGAAAGUCUAUCACCCAGGCAGCCCUUCUCUGGAAGGAGGUGGGCCAAGUGGGGGUUUGCUUGAUAUUCAGAGAACUGGAGCUAACAUGGACUGCUCAAAGCCCAAAUAUUGGAUCACUGUGAUCUGUGAUGGGACAGUGAAUUCUGCAGUCAGACCUGAAAACUGUGCUUUUAGAGAGCCACACCUAUUGAGGGAGAAAUUUCUCCAGCCUUCACCUGCUUGUGACAGAGUAAGCAAUAAUCACACAAGCAGAGGAGGGUGUUAGUACUGCUUCUUUCUUUAGUCACAUUUAUUUUUGUGCUGGUUCACAAUGAAAUGUGACCAU
This is a messenger RNA of Zonotrichia albicollis (white-throated sparrow), 2235 nucleotides long. It is a transcript of the gene PLCXD2, whose product is annotated as phosphatidylinositol specific phospholipase C X domain containing 2. NCBI's taxonomy places the organism in Eukaryota, Metazoa, Chordata, Aves, Passeriformes, Passerellidae. Gene Ontology annotation, biological process: lipid metabolic process. The record is from RefSeq and is a predicted model, not a curated record. Gene Ontology annotation, molecular function: phosphoric diester hydrolase activity.